AUGGCGCCGGCCCACUUCAAUGCGGAUCCGCACUGGGAGCUCAUUCGCCAGGUGGCCGCUGCGGAUGCCCGCGCGAAGCGCGCCGGGCGCCGCAACAUUGGGAUUCCCUCCGAGCUCUCCGUGCCUGUCCUUGCCGCUGUGGCUGUGGCCUUGCGUCAAGAGAGGGCCAAUGAGAUGAAGGAGGCCGGUCGUUUGUCACUUCGAGGCUUAGCUUCAGGGGCCAUAAACGUCAUCCCAAAGGCGAGAUGA
Molecule: messenger RNA, 249 nt
Organism: Symbiodinium natans
Lineage: Eukaryota; Dinophyceae; Suessiales; Symbiodiniaceae
Source: the annotation of a GenBank genome assembly